CGUCGACAUUUUUUCCCCUUCGAUCUCCAGUAUUUCCAAUUCCACUUCUUCUUCCUUGUUGUGUCUCUGAAUCCUCUUGUGGUCGCGGCAAAUUAUCUCCGACAUGGUUUGCGACUUUGCCCUGCGACCAAAACAGAAUCGACCUUUGCCUUGACUAUCAUCUCGGAAACUAAGAAAGCCCGCGGAUCGGGAUACAACUGAGGAGUAACUUUCCCGUGCGACGCGAUUUCAAUUAUCGAAGCGAAAUACUCACCUGCAAAACGGCCAAAAGCAUCAAGCCGUAUGACUUAACAUGAAUGCUGAUUCGUCUCGGAGUCUUCGGCAAACUAUCCCCUCGUUCCACUUGACCUGCGACAGACUUCCAUUCUCGAGACAUGGUUGUCGCACCUCGGCGCCCUUCUCCCCGUCUCGCCUUUCCCGUCAUGUUGAACACUUCCCCGGCCUCGCCUACCUCCCUUGGGAGGAAACGACCGCACCCUCCGGCUGAGCCUUCCUCAACCCAAGCGCAGUCUGCGGCGCAAGCACAGCAGCAGGCCUCUCACGACGGCGCUGCGAAAGCACCACCGGCUACCGUGACGGCUUCCUCGACCUCGUCCUCCUUCCGCAAUGUCUCCGCCUGCAACCGAUGCCGGUUGCGCAAGAACCGCUGCGACCAGCGACUCCCCCGGUGUCAGUCCUGUGAGAAAGCCGGCGUCCGCUGCGUCGGGUAUGAUCCUAUCACUAAACGCGAGAUUCCGCGCAGCUAUGUCUAUUUCCUUGAGGCCCGCGUGGCUUACCUGGAGAAAACGUUGACGGACCACCAGAUUGAGUUCAAAGAGGCGGUGGCCUUUGAUGAAGAGGAGGCCAUCAAGGUAGAGGCGGGAUACGACCAGGGUCGGCCGCAGAUGGCUGGUUCAGAAGGGCCGGCGGGUGCCGAGACCUUGUCCACUAGUGUUGGCGAAAGUGACAAAAUGACUCGGCAAAAGGCAGAUAAGGCUGCGCUGGUUCCACGAUCGGGCAGGAACCCGGAGAGUGAACAGGAUGCGGAGAACAGCCGGGAUUAUGAGAAGGAGGACAAUUGGCGCAUACACAAUCUCGUGUCGAAUAUUGGCAUGGUAUCGGUGCAAGGGACUUCCGAUCCGCGGUAUCUGGGGUCGACUUCUGGAAUUUCCUUUGCGCGUGUCGUCUUCGCUGCGGUGAAGAGCUCCGUUGCCGGCAACGUCGCAGAGCGCGGACCUAUGCGGCCCAGUGAACGCUUACCGCAUAGUGCUACAGGUACCGCAGGGAGUACCAUGAGGGAUUCGUUCUUCGGUCUCCAGACAAGGCCAAUGAUGAAGUGCGCGGCAUUCCCCGAUCGAGAAUUGGCGGAGAAGCUUGUCAGCCUUUAUUUCGAGCAUGCAAACCCGCAGAUGCCUAUACUCCACCGGGAGGAUUUCAUGGAACUCCUCGAUCGGACAUACUCAGUUCAGGAGAAGGACCGCUCUCCUCGCAGUCUUUAUACCCUAAAUAUCAUCUUUGCCAUUGGCGCAGGUAUCAUAUUCGAAGAUAAGACCAGCUCAGAUGAUGAGGACAACAAGCAGGGAAACUGCAGCCGCUCACCCUCCUCGUCCACAGCAAAAAGGCCACGGCUUUCCAGCCAUCAGUAUCAACCCGAAGAGUACCAUGCCUCUGCCAUUAUCCAUCUGGAAUCUUUCCUCGGCGCUUCGUCGUUGAACGACGGGUUCGGUGCGCUGGAGGAGCUGCAAGCCGUCCUCCUGUUGGCCAGCUUUGCCCUUCUUCGGCCCGUCGCGCCAGGCCUCUGGUAUAUUGUUGGAGUCGCUAUGCGGCUAGCGGUUGAUCUUGGUCUUCAUUACGAGGACGGAACCGGUAUUGACUCGGUUGGCGAAGAGAGCCUCGAUCGCUCGUCUUCCAAGGGUGAGAACAAAGCCAAGCCGCGGAUACAUACUAGCGAGCGUGGCCGUCGCGAAUGGGUUCGCGAUCUUCGCCGGCGAUUGUGGUGGUGUGUUUACAGCUUUGAUCGUCUCGUCAGUUGCUGUGUUGGUCGCCCUUUUGGAAUUAGCGAUCAAGCUAUUAGCACCGAAUUCCCAUCCCUAUUAGAGGACAAGUACAUCACCAAGUCUGGUAUUGUCACGCCACCCGAAGGCGCUCCCAGUUACAAAUAUGCGGCACACCAUUACUUCAAGCUACGGGUGCUGCAAUCUGAGAUCCAAGAUGUCCUUCAACAUCAACAAGCACGAUUCGUGCGGCAAAAGGUUCCUUAUUCGGCCAAUACAGUUAUACGCUCUGACCUUGCAUCUCCCUUCCUUCAAGGGUUCGACUCAUUCCGCUCAUGGCGCAAAGAUGUUCACCGGCGAUUGAUGGAGUGGCAGGAAAGCGCGCCCACCCGUAGAGAAACAGGCGUGCAGUUUUCGGUGGAAUUUCUUGAACUCAAUUACUGGCAGGCCGUCAUCAUGCUCUACCAGCAGAGCUUGACAGUUCCUGCGGAAUUAGCCUCAGAGCUGACACCGGCGGAGGAUGUAUCCAGCCCGUCAUUCUCGAAUGUGGACGAUGCCGAAGAUGAAGAUGACAUAUACUACAAGGUUGCAGAGGCAGGGCAGAAAGUUAUCCGUAUAUAUCGCCAGAUGCACCGUGUCCGACUAGUGAACUAUACAUAUCUUGCAACACAUCAUAUAUUUAUGGCGGGCAUUUCAUUUUUGUAUGCGAUAUGGCACUCACCUUUCGUGCGAAGCCGCUUGACAUUAGACGAAGUCGACUUCACUGUGCUCGCCGCCACAUCUGUGCUUGGGGACUUGAUGCACAAGUGCCCCCCAGCAGAAGCUUGUCGGGAUGCCUUUGAACGAAUGAGCAAAGCCACCGUUCAGAUGAGCUUAUCAACUACCGGAUUUGGAUCUCAGGUAGAUUUAUCGCGGAUUAGAACUGCAUCUCAGCAGCAUCAUACUGGUUAUACGGGCCCGACGAGGAGUUCUGGAAGAUCCGGUUUUGACCAACGACAGCGCUUUUCCCAUGGCCCUAGGCGGCAGACGCAGGUACGCCAGUCUCGACCAUUGCCAAAGUUCGACAUGAACCUUGGCGAUCUCUUCAAUGACCCUGGGCCCGCUCCGGAUCGCGCCAGCAGCGGUACGAGGAAACCGGUACAGACGUAUCCAAUGCGCGCCGAAUACCCUGAGUCAUCGACACCGAACUUUGGCUCCGACCUCCCACCCCGGCCUCAGCCUCAACGAACACCAUCUAUGGAGUAUUAUGGAGGCUACGAAAACCCUGCCUCUCCGCAGACACAGCAGCAACAGUAUUUCUAUAGCAAUUCUCCACAGCACAGCGUGUCCUCAAGCGGCGCGGCCCCCAAUGCGGGCCAGCACCAAUUUUCCCCGGCGGACCAAGAGAGUGCGGCAGGGAUCAGCCUUGAUUUCUUGGACUUCGACUCCACGGGGGCGGAAAACACAGUUUCCGUGGGCUCAGACGGUAAUCCCGAGUAUAACAUGUCAGCCGUACCGUCGCUGGGCCACGGGGCUGGCCACAGUGUUGGAAUCGACCUCGGAUUCGGCAUGGCGGUCGACUUCCAGCAUGACUGGAGCGAGAACGCGAAUUACGAUAUGCUCGAAGGUUACUUCUUCGGGGAUCGGUGGGAAAUCCACCGGGCGAUGGUUCGAUCUGAGGUUCUCAACCCCGUCCCCUUUUUCUUCGUGUUUUUCUUUGAUGGCAUCUUGCUUGCGGGUCUUGCGUCUACCUGGGAUUGAGAAUAAAAGGUGACAUGAAUUUAUGACUCCUCGCUUGUACAUCGUCCAAAACAUCGAUUGCAUCGAAUGGGGGCCAUUUGGUUUUUGUAUGUUGUCAUAAGCAGUUCUUACAAUUAUAUCUUACAUAUUGGUAUAGUAGCACAUAUAUUACGAUCCAUCCGAUGAUUGUGAUAUCCUGCCGAUUUCAAUGUACUAUCAUUU
Molecule: messenger RNA, 3914 nt
Organism: Aspergillus novofumigatus IBT 16806
Lineage: Eukaryota; Fungi; Ascomycota; Eurotiomycetes; Eurotiales; Aspergillaceae
Product: Zn(II)2Cys6 transcription factor
Exons: 3
Coding region: 375-3713 (1112 amino acids)
Biological process (GO): DNA-templated transcription; positive regulation of transcription by RNA polymerase II
Molecular function (GO): zinc ion binding; DNA-binding transcription factor activity, RNA polymerase II-specific; sequence-specific DNA binding
Source: RefSeq, a predicted model, not a curated record